AUGAUAUUUUCAUGGGGGUUAAUCUCACUGCGGGACGGUGAUAGAUGGACAAACAUUCGACCACCGUCACAGUCAAAAUACGCAUAUGCUACUAUUCUCACUUCAGAGGGCGACAUCGAAUACCCCAACGUCCAGGAACCGUAUUUGCAUGCAGCGCGACUACUCACCUAUCAACUCCUCCACGACCCGCGGACCCGAGGGAAUAAUACCGACAUCCCACUUCUUGUACUAGUCACCGAAGAUGUACCCCAGAGGCACCGAGAUAUUCUAAAGAACGACGGAGCCACUGUGGUGCCGGUACACAAUGUCUCGCGCGAGUGGAUUCACCCAAAAUGGGAGCGCUGGAGCGGCGUGCUCGCCAAGUUGAAUCUGUGGAACCUGGUAGAGUACGACAAGAUCAUGUUUUUGGACGCCGACACGGUCAUUUUCCGUCCAAUUGAGCAUAUUUUCGAAAGUCCAACAACCGCACCUCAACAGACAUUGCCAUGGACGACAAUAAUAUCAAAUGGAACAGUCUAUAACAGUAGCAUAGAUGAUGCUGCUGCAGGCCCCCUUCCCGAGACCUAUAUGAUCGCUGGAAUCCACGACAUCUGGGUAGAAUGGGCCCUCCCUCCCGUCCCAGGAAAUGACUUUUACGCGCCCCAAAACUACAUGAACGCAGGGUUUUUCAUGUGCAGUCCCUCGAAAAAUCUCUCUGAAUACUACCUCUCCCUUCUUGAUAUCCCCAACCGCUUCGAUUCAAACUACCCGGAGCAGAAUCUACUUAACAAUGCGCAUCGGACAGACGGCCGGAUGCCCUGGCGUGAUUUGGGUCCUGGGUGGAAUCAGAAAGGUGCUGAUAAGGCUGCUUAUGAUGGCGGUCUGAGAUCGAUCCAUCAUAAAUGGUGGCGACAUUUGGAGGACGAAUUCCUAACUCAUUACAUUGCGAAUGCAAUGGGGGACAUGGACGAGUAUUUUUUUGAGAGAGAUCAGCACUUGUUGUUUCCAAAUUAUGCGUAACUCCUCGU
Talaromyces proteolyticus is the source of this 1007-nucleotide messenger RNA. Its product is annotated as nucleotide-diphospho-sugar transferase. Gene Ontology annotation, molecular function: glycosyltransferase activity. Gene Ontology annotation, biological process: protein N-linked glycosylation. The record is from RefSeq and is a predicted model, not a curated record. NCBI's taxonomy places the organism in Eukaryota, Fungi, Ascomycota, Eurotiomycetes, Eurotiales, Trichocomaceae. The coding region runs from base 1 to 999 and encodes 332 amino acids. The transcript has a single exon.